CCAAUUAAUUUUAAAUUAGCCUUCUUGGCAUCGUCUAGAAUCUUUUGCAUCCACGUUUCUCGUUCUCUUGUUUGUAGUGUCUCUUACUGAUUGAUCACCAUCCACACCUAUCUCCUAGAUCUGACACUCUGUCCUCAAGUUGGUUGUUUCUGCUGCCCAUACUUUUAAUAGAAUUUUUAAUCUCUUGGAUUCCUAUUUGGCAGUUUUUAUGGACUCCCAAUUCUUUCUAUGCUGGGUAUUCAUGAUUUGCAUAUCCUUCUUUAACUUGUCUAGUUUUUUAUGUGUCUUUUGUAGACUUGCUGAUCACUUCUUUCAGUAGGAUCGUUUUCCACUUAAUUGUAUUUACCCAACACCUUAUUGACCUAGGUUUUUAUUUUUAUUUUUUAACUUUCACUGUUAUCUUUCAGUUAUUUUGUGUGGCUUUCAAUUUCCUCCCCUGUGAUGCCCCCCGCAUUGGCUUUGGGGGAAUGGGGAGUUUUUAGAGGCAUUUUGUUGCCUUGUUUUCUCAUGUUUCUACUUUUUGUUUGUUUCCUAUGGUGAGGCUUGCAAAAUGACUAUAGUGGGUAGCUUUGUUGCUAGUAUGGAAACCUUUGUAGUUAAUGUCUACUUUUCAAAGAUGUUCCCUGGGCAUAACUAACUAUUGGCUUUUGCCUGUCCCAGGAUCCAACCACCUCUGUUUAUCUGGAAAGGAUGGUUGCAGUUUAUUUGGCCAGUACCCAGUUCUUUGGAAAUGAACAGCAGUAUUGUUUAUGAUUCCCAUGCAAUCCAGGGAAGGGCAUCCGUGUCCUGCAAGGGGAGAUGCAGCUAGUCAGCUGGUUCAGACACCUGCCGGCAUCUGUCACUGAGUUCCAGCCAGUGCUGCAAACUCUGACACAUCCUGUCAGCCAGGAAUACCUGAGAGACACACUACAGAAAUGGAUCACCCUGUAAGUAGCCAGAAGCGCACCUCUGAGGGGGGCUUGGCCCCCGUACAGCCUGGGAUGUGGCCAUAGAAGGCCAGUGAGGCUUGUGCAGAGAAUCCCAGUCACUUGGGUGAAGUGCCACAUGCAUUCCCAUGUGGGAGAACCCAGGAAGAAAACUGUCUUUCAAAAUAUUAUGUAGGGGCUCUUAAGUUCUCUUUAAGUAAGAAUAUUGCAAUUCCUAAAAUUUUAUUUCUUGCACUGCACUGAUGUUUGUAUCCAGUCCAUGGGGGUUUAGAUUUCAUUAUAUCAUCAGCGAAGCAAGAAUUGAGAGAGUUGCAGACUCCAUGUUCAAGUUCAGCCAGAAAUAUUGACAUAUAAGUGCUCUGAAUAUAUAUAGACCCAGGUAAGACAUUUUUAAGCUGUGUGAUCUCAUAUGUCUGUAAUACCAGAACUUUGGGAAGCUAAGGAAGGUGGAUUAAAAUUUGAGCCCAGCCUGGGCAACUAAAUACCACUGCCAGAUCUUAUCUCUAAAUAAAGUUUUAAAAAACAACUCUGACAAAAGAAGGCUUUGAAUCCAUCUCCAGUAGCUCCUAAGAGCUCCUGGUCCCAGCUCUGCAGGAACUUGAGAACAGCACCAGCAGUUCCACAUCAAAUAAGCACAUUCUCUUUGGGCAGAGCAUGUCUGUCUUCCUGUGGCAUGACAGUCCCACUGACCUGCCUUCUGGUGCUGCCUGGGUCAGCGUGGCAAACCGACCCCAUUUAGCCAGUAGUGGCCUCUCCACGAAAGCCCAUGCUAUUAGUCCUUGUGUCCAGAACUUCUGUACUGCCUUGGAUUCCAAACUGAAGGUCAAACUGGAUGGCCAGAUGGCAAUGCAAGUUCUCUCACAAGGUUCUGACUCAUGGAUUCACCCAGUCAUUAGAUUUAGAUGGUGCGGGCUCAGUCCUAGCCACAGCCACAAACUGGGAGGAACUAGAAAUUCAGGAGGAGACUGAAUCUGGAAGCAGCAUGACGUCCAAGAUCCGACUCCCUUCCCAGCCAUCCUGGUACAUACAGUCCUUCCUGUGUAGCUUACGUGAGGACUUAAAUCGGGUCGGAGGCCACAAGCUGCCAAAGGUGACACUGCAGGAGAUGCUGAAAAGCUGCAUGGUUCAAGUAGUCACUGCUUAUGAGAAACUUUCAGAAGGAAAGCAGACGAAGAAAGAAGGUGCAUUUCCACUGACCCAGAAUUGGGUGCUGCAGCUCCUCUAUGACCUGCGCUACCUCAGCAUUGUCCUCACGACCAAGCAGGAGAUGAAGAGUGGUCACAGCAAGCCAGACUCCAGGUUCUGUUUGGACUGGUAACUGGUACAGAGACCUACUUUCACCCUCUGGAGCAGUAAGUUCCACUCCUAGGAAGCCCACAACAUACUACCACUGGCCUCGAGUCAGAUCUGGUUUGGCCUGCUUCCACUGAGCAUGAUGAGCACGCGGAAGGCUAAGUCAACUAGCAGGGGCCUUGAAACAAAAGCCCAGAAAAGUUCUUCUCUGCUGAUCCUGUCCCACCCCACCUGGUCAACUCCCUGUGAAAUAACUGAGAAAGAACCAACUGACAGAAUGCACUAAUGCUGCUUUUAAUGGCGGCGCAAUAGAGAAAUACAAGGUUUUACUAGCUUGAACCAAAAGAUUUAACAUAUGCCCGUUGACACUACCAAAUAGCGUUAUAAUAGAAAUGUAUCCCAGGCUGCAAGGCUGUAGAAAAUGUGCAAACAGGAUGAAGAUGGUUUCUUAAGUAGAGUAAUAAGGAUAACUGCCAACCCAGCAGAAUUGUACGAAUUUGGAGAAAAUCCUUUUGUCCUGGUGAUGGUUUCAUCUUCCAUAUCUUUUAGUUGUGUGGGAAAUAAAUGAGUUUGCUUCCUCUAUUGUUACAUUUUCUUGUUAAUACAUAUUUUAUUUCAGUAGGAUGCCAUCCAUUGAGCCUGAAGGAGUCCUGGGUUUCUGAGUUUUGUGGUAGACACAUCUGUUUGAGAGCUCAGCUUGUCUUCUUACAGCAUUCAGUUGUUCUUUCUUUUAUUGUUAGACAAAAUAUUAGCAAUAUAUCCUUUCCAUAUUCCCUGCCAUUAAACCCAUUAAGAUCCAAAAUUCUUGUCAAACAUCUGGCUUUUAAAUCUAGGAGACAGUAAAGAAUUUUUUAAAAAAUGUUAAAAAGCUCUUUGCCAAAAAUUCACACUCCUUAAGUGUGGCCUAUGCUGUACCUUUUUCCCGUAACACUAGUUUCCACAUCGUGCUACUGGCCUUUAAGUUCUAUCCCUAUUAGUGGAACAGACUGUGGAAAGGAGAUGCAUAAGGUUACUGUUUCUGGAACAGUUUUUGUUCUCAAGGUUCGAGUUCUAUCAGAUAAAACCCCAUGCUGUUCCCAUCCUUUUCAACCCUGACAAACAGCAGAGGUUUCUUACUAGAGCCAUCCAACCAUCUCAGCUCUGCUGUGUGUGCAGUGUGGCUUCCCAUUGGAGGGGCAUGGACUGCAGUGCAGGGGGAGCAGAAGGGGAACAGGCAGAGGCUUCAGGAGGACUCUAAGGCACUUCCUCUACAUCCAAUGGCAGGUUGACCCCCCGGCACUCUCCAGAGCAGGUGACCCCAUGCAGCCUGGCUCCCUCUUCAGACAGCUCGCCAGUGAGGAAGACGAAACAUCCGCACCUUCAUUAUUCAAACUCAGCUGGCUCUCAAGUAUGACAAAAUAACACAGGAGCAUGCCCGUCUCCUUAAAUAAAUACUACUGUAUUGUUUCUCUGGAA
Chinchilla lanigera (long-tailed chinchilla) is the source of this 3674-nucleotide messenger RNA. Its product is annotated as conserved oligomeric Golgi complex subunit 1-like. Gene Ontology annotation, biological process: intra-Golgi vesicle-mediated transport. The record is from RefSeq and is a predicted model, not a curated record. Gene Ontology annotation, cellular component: COG complex; Golgi apparatus. NCBI's taxonomy places the organism in Eukaryota, Metazoa, Chordata, Mammalia, Rodentia, Chinchillidae.